Capsella rubella is the source of this 1213-nucleotide messenger RNA. RefSeq names its product dnaJ homolog subfamily C member 3 homolog. The record is from RefSeq and is a predicted model, not a curated record. Lineage: Eukaryota; Viridiplantae; Streptophyta; Magnoliopsida; Brassicales; Brassicaceae. Bases 244 to 927 code for a protein of 227 amino acids. The transcript is spliced from 7 exons.
CGUCUUACGACGGAGAGAGACAACGUCUUUGAACGACGAGUUGAAGUUAAGGCGGUGGUGGCGUAACAAAAACAGAGAAAAAAAAAAAAAAAUUCAAAACCCCAAAUUUUGAUAUCCUAAGAAGUGAAGAGAAGAGAGGCGAAGAAUCAAAUUCGAAUUCGAAUUCGCCUGAGGAUGGUUUCAGUGUUAAUUGAAUCAUCAUCAUCACAAGCCGAAAGAUUCUGUUCAUCGUAAAGCUCAAAAAUGGAAGGCAAAGAUGGUGAACGCGAUCAAGCUGAUAAAGCAGACGUAAAGCAUUUGGGAUUGUCAGCGAUUCAUUUGAUCUGCGCAACCGUCGGCACCUACGCCGUUUAUCAAACACUGCGAGGAGCUUUUCGUUCGGGCUAUACCCAGCCUUUUGGUUCAGCAUGGAAAGCGUCGAAAGGUGGUUCUUUCCGAACGUCUUAUCAGGAGGAAGCAUGGAGAAGGUAUAACAAACGGAUGAAAGAGGAGUACGAGGAUGAGUUGGAGAGAGUGGAACGUAUCAGGCGUAUGCAAAGCGUUUUCAACAGAGAGAGGAGUAAAUUUAGGAGGGGCUACGAGAACUGGAGAGAAAAUGAUCCUGGUGCACAGCAGUACCAUCAGGAGUUUCAGCGUAAUGAUUGGUACUGGAAAACUGAGUCUUCGCAUAGAAACCAAAGGACCAAUUACCAGGAGCCUCCGAACCAGAGAAGAGUAUAUCCAUUAUCACAUCAUUACUCGGUUUUAGGGCUCAGCAGGUCAAGGGCAACUCCAUACACAGAAGCUGAGAUUAAGAAAGCAUUCAGGGAAAAAGCUAUGGAAUUCCAUCCGGACCAAAAUCAAGAUAACAAAGUUGUAGCUGAAGCAAAAUUCAAAGAAGUGUUACUUUCAUAUGAAGCUAUAAAAGAGGAAAGGAAAGAGAAGUGAUUCUUCGUACGCUCUGAAGGAAUUCGAAUACUGUCAAAUGAACAAAACAGGUUUCGUUGGGUGUAUUCCCAUUAUAGGUUAAUUUAAUAGUCUUGCGGUUUGCUCUUUUUACUUUAUUAAGAUUCUUUGUUGUAAUCUGUAAUAAAACCAAUCCACAGCUUAUAUAUUUUGAGAAGAGGUGAUAGAUACUCUCUUAAAGAUUGUUAGGAUAUGAGUUUCACCUUGGUGUUUAGAAGGAUAUGUGAUUCUGAUAACAAUACUGUUUAGAUGCAAUCAAUUUUGGUUA